Arachis stenosperma is the source of this 519-nucleotide messenger RNA. RefSeq lists its product as uncharacterized. Bases 1 to 519 code for a protein of 172 amino acids. The record is from RefSeq and is a predicted model, not a curated record. The transcript has 2 exons. NCBI's taxonomy places the organism in Eukaryota, Viridiplantae, Streptophyta, Magnoliopsida, Fabales, Fabaceae.
AUGGGUAGCGUUGACAAAAUUUCAACAAAGAAUUCUAUUCAAUUUGAUUAUUUGAAUUUUGAGUAUAGUGGUUCAAGUGAAGAAAAUGAUAUAAAUAUAUCUCAAAAGAAGGGUACAAUUGAUGAAGCUAUGAAAAUGGUUGAUCCUGGAAAUAGAUUUGGUGACAUUGAGAAGAAGUUAACUGAGUUUACCAAAGAUGACAUUUGGGUACAUGAUUUUGUUGCAAGGUGUGAUGAAAAGGGUUAUGAUUUCAACGACAACCUUAAUAUGCAACAAAUGCUUUGUAACAGAGAGGGUACACCGAGAAAGAAGUAUUUGGAGAUGGAGAAUAGGAAAAGGGACCACAGGCCGAUAACAUGUGUAAUGUGUCAAGCCAAAAUUAGAUUUCACUAUGAUAUGAAAUUGAAGAAGUGGAAAGUCACAGCAUUUAAAGAGACUCGCAAUCAUGACCUUAUCCCAGCUAAAUAUAUACAAUUUGUCCCCACAUAUCGCGUAAUGACAGAGGCCAACAAAGCAUAA